UUUUCACAGCAAAACAGACUUUCAGACUGCAGAUGAGAGAGUCAGGAGCAGAGACAAUUUUAACUUAGCCAUCCCUAAUUUAUCUCAAGCCUUUUUCUAUUUAUCUUCACUGCUGUAUGCACACUGGAACACCAGGCUGCCGUCCUCUGGGAAACAGAACGCAACCAGGAAUCUUGGAGAGGUGUCACAGCCUGAGAAAUAUUCAAAUUGCACUGAUUUUCUCCUGGAGUACUGAGCAGAAGGAAUGAAACUCUCCAUCAAGUCCCUGCUUUGCAGGCAAUAGAUCAGAGGAUAUUGUCAGUUUUCUUGAUGGAUUAUUGUUAUUGGGCAGGUUCUUCCUGAAGACUUCAAGAAAACCGUGGAGGCUUGGAAUCCUACAUGCAAUACUGGUAUGGAGUUUCAGCUCUACCACCAUGGUUGAAAACAGCAAGAGCAAAAAAGAGAUGCCCUAUGCCUUUCUCCAUAUGAGAUUCACACUGAAUUAUCUGGACAAAAUGAGAUGCUUGAGAAAGCGAUCUGCAGUUUCCUUCCUAGGAGUCCUUGUCAUCUGCUUGUUGUUCAUGAACUUAUACAUUGAAGAUAGCUAUGUCUUGGAUGGAGACAAACAGUUAAUCAGAGAAACAGCCACACAUCAAUUAAACUCAGAGCGAUACGUUCACACAUUUAAAGAUCUGUCCAAUUUCUCAGGAUCAAUAAAUGUUUCCUACCGCUAUCUGGCUGGCACACCUUUGCUAAGAAAAAGAUAUCUUACUAUUGGACUGUCCUCUGUCAAAAGGAAAAAGGGGAAUUAUUUGCUGGAGACAAUCAAGUCCAUCUUUGAGCAGUCAAGUUAUGAAGAGCUGAAGGAAAUUGCAGUAGUGGUCCACCUGGCAGAGUUUGAUUCAUCCUGGUGUGAUGGGAUGGUUCAGGAUAUUUCACAGAAAUUUGCCCAUCAUGUGAUUGCUGGGAGAUUAAUGGUGAUCCAUACGCCUGAAGAAUACUAUCCUGUAUUGGAUGGCCUUAAGAGAAAUUAUAAUGACCCAGAGGACCGAGUGAAAUUUCGUUCCAAGCAAAAUGUAGAUUAUGCUUUCUUGCUUAACUUUUGUGCUAACCUUUCUGAUUAUUAUGUGAUGCUAGAAGAUGAUGUUCGGUGUGCAAAAAACUUCUUGACUGUUGUUAAGAAAGUCAUAACCUCACGAGAAGGAACAUACUGGGUGACGUUAGAAUUUUCAAAGUUGGGCUACAUUGGGAAGUUGUACCAUUCCCAUGAUCUCCCUCGCCUGGCUCAUUUCUUGCUGAUGUUCUACCAGGAAAUGCCUUGUGACUGGCUGCUGAUACAUUUCCGUGGACUGUUGGCUCAAAAGGAUGUGAUACGUUUCAAACCAUCUCUCUUCCAGCAUAUGGGAUAUUAUUCAUCCUACAAGGGUGCUGAGAAUAAAUUGAAAGAUGAUGACUUUGAAGAGGAUUCAUUUGACCUUCCUGAUAACCCACCUGCCAACCUGCACACUAACAUGAAUGUAUUUGAAAACUACGAGGCAAGCAAGGCAUAUAGUAGUGUCGACGAGUACUUCUGGGGCAAAGCUCCCUCGACUGGAGAUUUCUAUAUGAUCGUCUUUGAAAAACCUAUUAAAAUUAGCAGAAUUAAAGUUGUCACUGGGACAGAAGACCGGCAAAAUGAUAUCUUGCAUCAUGGGGCUCUGGAAGUUGGGGAAAAAAUUGUUGGUGGCAAAAAAGGGAGGCAAUGUACUACUUUCUUGCGGCUAGGGGAGUUUAAAAACGGAAACUUUGAAAUUACAAAUGUGGAGCACAAAGUUCUUUUUGAUAUUAACUGUAUGAGAAUACUUGUUACCAAAAGCCAAAAGGAAUGGUUGAUCAUUCGGAGCAUUAGCAUAUGGACUUCACAGAGCCCAAGUCAAUAAGGCAAAUGUACCACAGUAGGUUUCCCCCUUCCUUAUAAGGGAAGCUGGCCCCAUCUCUUGAAUCCCAAAAAUGGUGCCACUCCCUAAAUGACUCCACCCAACCUGAUUUUUACUAAAGACAUUGUCAAUCUGGGAAAUCAUAAAACAAACAAAAGCAAUCUCGUUUUUACUAGUUCAGUCAGGCAAUAUACAACUACUAGUUUGAUGGAAUGUUUGAAUUUUUUUAGGAAGUGCAAACAAGUUCUUGUUCAUCUCUCAAGCUCCAAAUCCUCUUCUCUGUUGUUUUCAUCUCCCUCUGGGGGAAAAUCCGAUGUACUAAACAAAGCAAGUGCUGUUUCAUUAUUUAAAGGUUUUGUAGGCCUGUGCCAGUAUAUUGUCAAAAGAAUUUGACUCCAUCGUAUCCACAUAUAAAUUAAAAAUGUAAUGGUGGUUUGUGUUUGUACAGUGGUUGGUGGUUUGUUUUGUUUUGAAGAAAGUUUUGGUGACAGAACUCCUGUUAAUGAAGGUGGUAAUCUCUACUGUAUGAAAGUAGUGUUGAUACCCUUUGCAACUUAUUUAAAAUGAAAAUACGUGCUCUGCUAUAAAUCUGUAAUGCUCAUUCUGUUCACCUCAAGUUCUGUAAACUAGUCUUGCUCUCAGUCACCAUGUAUGGUCCUACCAUGAUUCAUUACAUUGAAAUGAUGCACCAAUUCAAUUUUAUCUGCCUUUAGGUUCAUUCCCCAGUAUUCAGUUUGAAUUACGGGAGUAGCCUUUCUGUUUUGCAUUAUCCAUCGUAUUAUAGGUUCCCUAUAGGAUUUGAUGUGCAUAUGGAGCUCCAACCCUAAGAGCUACUAAGUCAAAGUUAUUGGGGGCUGCAAUAUAAGAGGAGCCAAGGACAGCUGUAGGAAAGAAGGCCAUCCCAGCCUUGGGGCCGGGUCAUGGUAAAGUGUGCUACUAAAGUGAACUACUAAAGUGAUCUACUGAGUUCUGUGAGCACAGAGGAUCCCUGUAGUGCUAUGCAUUGUAGCCAGUAAGAACAACAAAAGAGACUACUAUUGCACAGCUCCAUUUCAGUUCAGUGAGUCUUUUCCCCUUUGCUCUUCUUGUCAAUGGAAGACCUAUCAGUAGGUGGGUUUAUGACAAGGAGCUCUUUUUCAUACAAUAUCUUUGUUGUAUUACCAUGUGAGAUAUUUCCAAUCAUUUCCCCAGCCAUCCAGAUCAGCUUUUCCUUUGCAGUUGUUUUUUUUAAAACUAGAAAUCUGUCAUUCACUGCUGUUUCCCCCGGUGUGAGCUUUUUGUUAUUUUUGUGGUUGAUUUAAUCAUUAUGAAUAAGUCAACUUUGCACACCCAUGCCCAAUAAAGCAGGUGUCCCCAACCUGGUGCCUUCCAGGUGACUUGGACUAAAAUGUGCAUCAUCCUUCUUAUCAGCUUCACGUGGCAUGCCAGCUACAGCGUCCUCUGGAUGGAGAUAACCUAGCCAUGGUAGUCAGUGCACUGCUGACCUCAAGACUGGAUUACUGCAAUGUGCUCUGUGUGGGGCUACCCUUGGACCUCCACCAGAAGCUCCAGCUAGGGUAGAAUGCAGCAGUUAGACUUCUGAUAGGAAGAAAUGGCAGACAGCGUACAACCCCUUUCUAAAUCACCUGUACUGACUGCCAGCAGGCUACCAAUCCAGGUUCAAGGUUCUCAUAUUAACAGUUUAGGUCCAGCCCUUAUAUUCCAGCUUGAUCACUGAGAACACCCAGAGGAGAACUCUUAGUUGUUACAGAGGCCCAAGUGUCCUCAACCAGGUCAUGCAAUUAGUGUUGCCUGUCUCAUGCUAUGGAAUGCUCUUCCAGGGGAGAUUUUUGCAGGCACAUUCUCUAUUUUAUGCCAAAAGUCAGGUUAAAUUUUGUUAAUGAUUCUUUUGUAUUGUUUUGAUGGUACGUUAUGUUUCAUUGUAUUUGUACAUUUUGUUGUACACUGCCUUGUUUUUUUACAUGAGAUGGCAGUACAUCAAUACUUUUCUAAGUAAUAAACAGAUAUCUGACCAUUGGCCAUGCAGCCUGGGGAUGGUGGGAGUUGUAGUUCAAAAAUAUAUGGAGUGCAUCAGGGUGGGACAUGCUGGUGCAAAGCAUGAUAGAAAACUCUUGCACACUAUAACAGUUUUGCUUUGGAGAUACAGUUGAUAAAUACAGUCACACUUUUCAAACAUUACUUUUAAAUCUUCGGUCCUCAUUGCAGUU
Messenger RNA from Podarcis muralis (Common wall lizard), 4102 nucleotides. RefSeq names its product MGAT4 family member C (gene MGAT4C). Gene Ontology annotation, molecular function: acetylglucosaminyltransferase activity. Gene Ontology annotation, biological process: protein N-linked glycosylation. NCBI's taxonomy places the organism in Eukaryota, Metazoa, Chordata, Lepidosauria, Squamata, Lacertidae. The record is from RefSeq and is a predicted model, not a curated record.